This is a messenger RNA of Aspergillus wentii DTO 134E9, 2220 nucleotides long. Its product is annotated as putative C6 transcription factor. The coding region runs from base 1 to 2220 and encodes 739 amino acids. The record is from RefSeq and is a predicted model, not a curated record. Gene Ontology annotation, biological process: DNA-templated transcription; positive regulation of transcription by RNA polymerase II. Gene Ontology annotation, molecular function: zinc ion binding; sequence-specific DNA binding; DNA-binding transcription factor activity, RNA polymerase II-specific. NCBI's taxonomy places the organism in Eukaryota, Fungi, Ascomycota, Eurotiomycetes, Eurotiales, Aspergillaceae. The transcript is spliced from 2 exons.
AUGAGCUCCAGCACCACUGCCAGCGACAAGGAGUUUCGUGAACAGCUGGGCAAGUUUCGCCUUGACUCGGUCGCCAAUUCCCUUCCCCGUCCUCCUCCACCUCCUCUCCCUGCCUCUCAGCUUCCUCUCCCGACUCACCUCCCCUCUCAGCCCCAGCAUCCAGACGCCGUCGGUGUAGGCUCUGACAACCCCCUGCAUUCUUCUUCGACUGGCUCUUCCUCCAUCUCUUCCGCCUCCGCCGCCGCGGUCGCUCGCAGCAAACGCGUCUCCACCGCCUGUGACUUCUGUCGCAAGAGAAAAAAGAAAUGUGAUUUUCGCUAUCCCAAUUGCUCCGCCUGCACCCGUGCUGGGGUCCGCUGUACUAUUCCCCCGCCCGGGCCUCAAGUUGCCAGUGCCUCCGUCCCCCGCGAUCAACUCGAGAACCUUCAAAAACGAGUCAGAUGGCUGGAAGAUAUCGUGCGUCGGAAGACGGGCCUCCCCGUGGCGGACAUGACCACGGGGAGUGUUGUCGAUGCAGAUGGAGACCCUGACUGGUGGUACCAUGUGCCGGCCAUGAUGGCCACAGGUAGCGCUCGUCCUUCGACCGCUGCUGCAUCGAGUCCUGGCGGCAGCACGGCCGGGUCGUCGACUGGACCGACUGCUUCAGAUACUUCAGGAUUCGGUACGGAACUGCCCAAUGUUGGUGAAAUUUUUCGCGACCAGCUAGAGCAUCGCCGACCGUCUGUGGCACGUCCUCUUUCCUCCGCCCCACGCGUCAUCCGCUUGUCUUCGUUGGAAGAAGCAGAGAGAGUAGCGGGAAAUUAUUUCGACAGCAUGGGGUAUCAAUAUCCCUUCCUCUACCGACCCGAAUUCAUGACCCAACUGCGUCGCAUCUACGCGGGCGGCGUGCCGUCAUCCGAGGUACAUUACACAUAUCAUAUCACGAUCGCGAUUGCGUUGCAGAUUGGAGGAGCAGAUGCUAUACAAACGGCUGAAUUCUAUCGUGCGAGUCAAGAGACUUUGCCAUUGGCUAUGCAGAAUGAAGAUCUGUCUGCCGUCAAAGCGCUCUUGAGUCUUGCGCUGUAUACUAUGUUUGCCACGACAGGUCCCAGUGUCUGGCAUGUGCUGGGUACAGCCAUGCGUCUGGCCACGAGUUUGGGGCUACACAAGGCACGUCCGAUGGCUAGCUUGGCCGAGGAGGAAAUGUCCAAGCGAGCUUUUUGGAGUCUCUAUAAUUUGGACCGUCUCAUUGCCAGUACCUUAGGGCGUCCGCUGGGCAUUGCGGACGAGGAUAUUAGCGUUGACCUCCCGCGUGAAUUCAAUGAUGACUGGACGGAGAUUCCAGGUGGAAGCUAUAUGAGCAUUCCCGUACAGGUAGUGCGCUUGCGACGAAUCUUUUCGCGUAUCUAUCGUUACUUGUAUAACAACCAACCCCCACCACCUCAGAAAGAAGUUGCAAUGACAUUAAGCCAUUAUCGGCAGGAGCUGGAUGAAUGGCGCAUGAGAGCUCCUGUGUUCCAACCAGCUCUUCUAUACUCCACCAGCUAUUACGAUUAUCUCUAUUACACAACCCUGCUGCUCAUGUAUCGCCCUAGUCCGCGAAAUCCUACACCCGACGUCAUUAGCAUCAUGAGUUGCGGAGACUCCAGUAUCCAGGUUAUUCGCUCAUAUUGGGAUAGUUAUUCGGUCGGCAAGAUCAAGUGGAUCUGGUUGACCUUGAGUCAGACGUACUUUGCUGGUAUUACCAUUCUUUGGUGUCUGGAGCAGAACUCCCGUGCGUUCCGGGAUGGCAGGCCACCAUUAUGGCAGCCAGAUGAACAGAUGAUGCGUCGUGCCAUACAGGCCGUUGUUGUUCUGCUCGAAGAAUUUGGCAAACGACGACCGGGCGUAGACCGGCUGGCAGAGACGUUUCGCCAUCAGAGCACGCAGAUUUUCAGCCAAAUUGCCUAUCAAGAACAACAGCAGCGAGAGCAGGAGCAGCAGCAACAACAGCAAGUACAACUCCAGCAGCAACAGCAACAGCAACAGCAAUUACAGCAACAGCAACAAUAUUAUCAGCAGCAGCAGAUUCUUCCUCUGGCACAACCAUCGCAGCAAGUGCCAAUGGCACCUGUCCUGGAUGAUGUCUUGCUGGUAGAUGGCACAAUGGGUGUACCAGUGAUCGAUCCCCAGCUAGCGGAACAGCUAUUUUACUCGUACGAUUGGUUCCAAGAGGAGAUGGCGACGUAUUAUACCCUAUGA